Molecule: messenger RNA, 1339 nt
Organism: Mercenaria mercenaria
Lineage: Eukaryota; Metazoa; Mollusca; Bivalvia; Venerida; Veneridae
Exons: 3
Coding region: 248-1204 (318 amino acids)
Source: RefSeq, a predicted model, not a curated record
AUGAUGUCUAGAUACGGACAACAAUGAUUUCUGUUAAGAUAAUAUCAGACAGCAGCUGAUAUUUCCAUUGAAACUGGCAUGGUAAAGUUUGAUAGCGUUCAGAUGAUAAUACAGAUGUAUAGAAAAGGGAUUUUCUCGUACACUUCUGUUGCAACUUUACUAGGACAAUUUUAAGGAAACAUUUAAUAGGAAGAACCCGCGUACUUUUCAAAAGAAUUGAUAUCAGUAUACUUUAGAGGCAUAUAAAAUGGGUUUAUUUCCCAAAUCUUUGCAGUAUUUUGUCUUAGCAUGCAUAUUGAUUGGUGUUUCUUAUCAUUUUGUUACGAUAGGUGUACACAUGUUUGAUAAACAUAACUUCAAUAAUAAUCUAAAAGAAGUAAUGGAACAAUUGAAGAGUAUAAAUGGAUUAAAACAAAUAACCAAAAAUGGAGAUAACGAUAAUCGAUGUGAGUCAUGUUCUAAAACUGUUCCAAAUGUCAUUGUGCAAUAUGGUACUAAACGCACAGCGUCAACGCUUCAGUUCCAAAUACUGUGUUUGAUGAUGGCGUUUCUGCAUGAAGAUGAAAAGGACAAAGUUGGAUGUUUCUUUAACAAUAAAACAGUAAACAAGUACACUGUUAUUAAAACUCACAAUAUUGUAAGGCUACCUAUAUCCAUACCAUCAAAUUCAUGGAUUUUUGUGACUUCAAGCGAUGCAUUGCCGCUUCGAGAAAAGCUUGUAUUUAACUGGAGUAGUCGGAAAAUUAAAGAAAGAAACAUUACGAUUCCGUAUGUUGCUGAUGUGGAUUUGGUCUCAAAACGUGGUCAUUUUAUUGCUUAUGAAUACCAGACUGUCUUUGGAAUGUCAGAUGAAAAUAUGCAGUACAUUAUUGAAUACCUUCGCUAUUGGGAUAUACUUCGAAUAUGUUGUGGAAGACAGAUGUCCAACGACUGGCGAAGUCGCUUACUUUCAAAUGUGAAUAACAGUCACCAUCAUAACCGUCAUAUUCUAACAUACCCUGCAUGUGAAAUGUAUAAUAUAAGUCAAGUUGAGCUUCUUCUUCUGAACACAUAUGCUGUCCAAAAGUUUGGUCAUAUCGCUUCAUUACGUGACGUCAUUGGAAAGCCGUCAAUCAUUGACGGAAAACUGGACGGAGGCUAUUGUGAACGUUGUAACAAAAACAUUAUCAGAAGACGUUUAAAAUUUAAUUACAAAUGCCAUUAGAAGAUAUUUAUAUAUUUUGAAACAUUUUACGCAGAAUCAAAUGAAAUUUGGUCAUGUUUAUCAUUUUUAUCUUUUUCAGCACAUUGUUUUUAUAAGCGUUGGUACGGUUUUAAAGUAUGACGUUAUGGAAAAAGA